Molecule: messenger RNA, 4527 nt
Organism: Echinops telfairi (small Madagascar hedgehog)
Lineage: Eukaryota; Metazoa; Chordata; Mammalia; Afrosoricida; Tenrecidae
Gene: PPTC7
Product: protein phosphatase targeting COQ7
Exons: 6
Coding region: 1-720 (239 amino acids)
Source: RefSeq, a predicted model, not a curated record
AUGGAUUGGCACAGUAGCUACAACAACAGGGUUGCAGAUGGUGUCGGAGGAUGGAGAGACUAUGGAGUUGAUCCUUCUCAGUUCUCAGGGACUUUAAUGCGAACGUGUGAACGGUUAGUAAAAGAAGGACGGUUUGUACCAAGUAAUCCCAUUGGAAUUCUCACCACAAGCUACUGUGAGCUGCUGCAAAAUAAAGUACCUUUGCUUGGUAGCAGCACUGCCUGCAUCGUGGUGCUGGAUAGAACAAGCCACCGCUUGCACACUGCAAACCUUGGCGAUUCGGGCUUCCUGGUUGUCCGAGGUGGCGAAGUUGUGCACCGGUCAGACGAGCAGCAGCAUUACUUCAACACUCCAUUCCAGCUCUCGAUUGCUCCACCCGAGGCCGAGGGCGUUGUCUUGAGUGACAGCCCGGAUGCUGCUGAUAGCACGUCUUUUGAUGUCCAGUUAGGAGAUAUCAUCCUGACAGCGACAGAUGGACUCUUUGACAACAUGCCUGAUUACAUGAUCCUUCAGGAGCUAAAAAAGUUAAAGAAUUCUAAUUAUGAGAGCAUACAACAGACAGCGAGAAGCAUUGCUGAGCAAGCUCAUGAGCUGGCCUAUGACCCAAAUUAUAUGUCACCUUUUGCACAGUUUGCAUGUGACAACGGAUUGAAUGUGAGAGGGGGAAAGCCAGAUGACAUCACUGUCCUUCUUUCGAUCGUGGCUGAGUAUACGGACUAGCUUGUCUAGACGUCAGCUCCUGCCUUGCCUGUUUGCUGUCCCAAGUUCUCCCCUGCCGUGUGCUGAUCCUGCAGGCAGGACCAUGUUUCUUUGCCACUGAUCUCAAUGGCCAGUGAUGUGAGCUUUUUGCCUGUCUUGCUGAGACCCAGCUGAGAUUCUUGUUAAGAACCACUACUGUUGUUCACUAGCUUGUAUCGAUUGCCAGCAACAACUGCAGAGAAUCAAGAGUGGAAGGUUGGCCUUCAUGUUUCCUCAGCCUCUUCUACAAUGGGAUGGGGAUUUUCAAAGUCAAGAUGGCAAUUCCCUUUCACAAGUCAUCCAAGUUGAAAAUGAGUAAUGUUGGUACAACGAUUUCAAAAUUACAUUAUGUAAAAGGGAUUUUUAAAAAUCUUAACAAAUCAUCUGUUGUGAUAAAUCGUCUAGAACUGUGCAUAAAUCAUCCCCCAAUAGUUACUUGUGUACUACACAGGCAUAGUCUUUGUUAUACCAAUUGACUGUGGCUGUAUGUUUUUGUUAUAAACUCCUGUUUUUUUCAGGGGUUUAUAAUUCUGCUCUAAAUCAUUGAUCUGGGCUAUGAAAUCUUGAUCCCCGGAGCUUUUUGUUAGAAAUUGGGGGUGGCCUGGGAUUCAUUUAGUUCUACGGAUGUAUUUGUGCCAUGCCUCAUUGUGCUCCCGUGAUUCAAGUUUUAACCGUUGAUUAGUCCAGACCACCGGCUGAUAGCCUGUUCCACAGGAGGGGGAGGGGACUCCUUACCAACAUAUUUUAGUGGAAAUACUCCUCAAGGUGAUAAAACUCCUCAAAGCCUGGAAAUUCAAUAUAAUGUUAUGGCUGAAAUGCCUCCCAGCUGUCUGGUAUGAUGCCCCACUACCAACCACCAGGGGAGCCUCAAACCCACAGACCUAAUAGGUUGAAUGGGCAGCUAUCACUUUGAAUUUUGUUGGCUUUUGAUGGUCGUGCCACCCAUAGACUCACCCUUGGGCCUUUUUAUCAGUAGCCUUGCUUUCUUUAGCGCACGCGCCAAAUCCCCACACCAUGUGGAAAGAGCGCUGUGUGUGGUGGCAGCAGCACAAAUGUCCACAAGUAAAACUUCUAGCGAUGAUCCCAUAUUUGCAGUUGCCGACACAGACACUUAGGGGUUUUUGAAUCAAGCUUAAUGUUUACAGUUUCCAAAUAGCCAUUUUUGCCGUGUAGUUUCCUCAGAAACCACCUGCGUGCAGUUUUCCAUUUAUCUGCAAGCUCAAACUCACUUUUAAGGUUUGUGUACAAGUUGACUGCUGUAAAGAUAUAUAUUUUUGGGUCAGUUUUUUUCUUCAUUAACUUGGUGGUAGAGAAAUAUAUAUACUUAGAAAUCCUUAAAUUAAAGCCAUGUUUUAUAUAUGAGUCAGGUAACAUUGGUGUAUAGAUAAGAAUGCAGUGAAACCUGGUAAGAAUCUACUUAAGAACAUAGAAAGUCUGUUUCUCUAAAGGAGAUACUUCCUGGUUUAUUGCAUUAAAACUUCUGUUUUAGGUUACCUCACUUGUUUUAAAAGAUUUUGUUUUGUGAAUUUGUACUGUAUAUUUGCAUAACUGUCAAGCUUUUGUUUUAUUUAAAAUUAUUUAACAUGUACCAUGUACAUGUCAUUACAUAUUUCAAUGCAUCAUGCUUGUAACAGGCAUUUCAUUUAUAAUAAGAAUGAGUUAUUCAUUUGUAAGCCGUUAAGUAAUUUAUCUACUAUUCCUAAAUUGGCAUAAUGUUAGAUAUCUGUUUUGAAUCACCUUGAAUUACAUGUCAGAAUGCCUUAACUACCCUAACUUAGAAAGUAAGAAUUCUUCACUAAAGGAGAUGGGGGUAGGGGUUGGGGGGUGAGGAUGGAGGGAGACUCGGUUGAAAUAAUGAGAAAUUGUAGUGCAAUGAUAAAACAAGGGAGCGUGAAUGGCACUUGGGGUAUUUAUUUUGCACAAACUGAUUGCAGUUGUGUGUUUAAACCAUGAAGAAAGUUGCAUCCAGAAGGGUUUAGUUGGGAGGAAUACAUUUAUACUUAGGCAGACAUCUUCGGUUCUUUUCAUUGGGAUUUGUCAUUAUAUCUGCUCAGAGGUGUACAGCCUUAUUGUCAGGAUAUAUUUUGCAUUAACUUUCCAAUGCCUACACUUAAUUUCUGCAAAGAUCGGUGCUGGUCAAGUUGGGUUUCUUCUGCUCUCGUCUAGCCCAUCAGAUACAGUCUCCAUAGUGCUGGAUUGGUGAUUUUCCACAACUCAUUUUGACUAACUUUGUUUUUGAGAGAUGAGUUAUAGAAAUGGACAGGUGUUGCAGUGCGAUGUGGAAAGUAGCGGGACAAGAAUUGAGUUGCAUAGUGGAAUUGAGGUUGGACCUGGCCUGUGGGUUAGUGACAAAAUAUUCUUGUUCUUUUCUUCUCCACCCUUUGUCUGUUUUGUGUUCUGCACUUCAUUUUGUGGCUGCUGGGGCUUUGUUGGAGUCUCCCUUCCCUCUCAGUGGUCAGAGGCUGUACUAGAGCCAGACUAGGAUUCCCAGUCACAGGACCCCAGCCUCGGAGGAGUGUGGCUGUGCUAUACCACUUGAUGGGUCUGGUUCUGCACCUGGUGUGUGGGUGGGGGUGUGUUUGUGUGUGCGCAUUCUGUUUUAAAUCAAGCACUAUAAACACACACACACACACACACACACACACACACUUGCCUCAUGUAAUGAACUUUUAUAACAAAAUGAGAAAAUUUGGAUUUCUAAUUUACAUAUGGCAAAUUAUUUAUCCCUCUCUGGAUGCACCAAAGACCAGUAAAGUUUAUAGCUUUUCCAUCUAUAUUUAUAAAGCAAUACUGUAUUAUAAAAAUCAAUAUUUUUAUCACAUGCUUGAAAUUUUUAUUUUGUUCUGUUUUAAAAUGUGCACUCUAAACAUAUCAGAAUCUUAUUUCUUCCUAUGAACUUAAGCUGCCUGCGCACAAAAAGAAUUUUUUUACUGAAUGGAGACGCAGUAGAGUCCAUAGCCUCUUGAAAACUGAAAUAAGAAAAGGGGGGGGGUGAUUUGUCCAGAAUUACUCUCUUGGCUCAGCAUGAUUGAUGGGUACUAAAUCAUAAAAAAGGAUCCAUUCCAGGUGUGUGUGUCUGGGGGGUGCUGGGCUGUAUUGAGAUUAGAAACUAAAGAUCAAGCUUUGCAUGCUGGGAGAGUGUUUCUGAUGUGCUGCUUUUGCUCUGGGUAGAAUAGUAGCCCAGACAAGGACACCCCCUUCAGUUCCACCAGCCUACCACAAAAAGUAACAGGGCAGGGAUUGUGGGAGUUUCCCAAGUCCAUUUUGAUGUUUUGAGGGUUGUAGACAAGAUUGCUUAGCACUGUCAACGUUUGUACUCUGGGCAUGAGUUCAUGGUUCUUUGUUACCUUAUACUGGGUGUCUUUGGUAGAAGCUACAGCAUCCAAUUUCCCUGGAAACUAUCACAUUUUUCAUUUAAUGAAUUUUACAAUAUUAAAAAUGUAUAUUUAUAAAACAACAACUCUGAACACAAAGCACUUAAAUUCUAUUUACAAAAAUAAAUGACUACACCACAAAUUCAAUCCUUUGCAGAAUUAAAAUUCUCAAUUAAAGUGUCCAUGUCAAAAUUUCACUGUUAAUUGGUAGUUUGUGUCAAAGAUGGCCAAAUAAUGAAGCAAAUUUGAAUCUGUAUAAUGAGCUGCUUUUUUCUGUUGAGACUAUCAUUAUUUGUCUUACCCAAGAGGCAAUUACCUGAAUUGGAUGUCUGAAAUAUAACUUAUGCAGGAAUAGUUCUGUAAAUACAUUUAAAUAAACUGUAAAAAUAUUUAAUAAAUAUAGUAUUUAUACUAA